This is a messenger RNA of Yamadazyma tenuis ATCC 10573, 796 nucleotides long. RefSeq lists its product as uncharacterized. Lineage: Eukaryota; Fungi; Ascomycota; Pichiomycetes; Serinales; Debaryomycetaceae. The record is from RefSeq and is a predicted model, not a curated record. Gene Ontology annotation, cellular component: endoplasmic reticulum.
GCGAUUAAAUUUGGGUCUCCAAUGGCACUUUUCGAUCGGUUCUGCUUCUACUACUACCUUAUUCACAUCCCAGUGACGGUGUUGAUCGACUCGUCGGUGGUGGUAACACCGGUAUUUCGGUUCCAGGAGUGGAUCAUUGACUUCCAUGUGGCCACCAAUAAAGAUAUCUUGAUGACGUCCAAACCGCUUUGGUUCAAGGGAUUUGUGUGGAUCGAGUUAUUAUUCCAACUUCCAUGGUUUGUGUACGCGAUGGUGGCCCAGCAUUCGGUCACGUGGCACUUGUUGAAUGUGGUGUAUGGAGUCAAUGCGCUGUUGACGACGUUUGCGUGUAUUUUAUAUGUGAUUGGUGAAGGUCCUCUCCAUGGGUUGAGUGAUACAGAAACCUGGAAACUUGUCGGGGUCUACGUGCCAUACGUGGUGCUUCCGUUGGUAAUUCUCGCCGGUAGCUUCCGUCGGAUCAGAGCGUCCACCAAAGUAUAAAUAUCAGAUGUUUAUUCUAAGAACAAUACACAAUCAACUGGAGUACUUGCCAAUCAAUUCGUCAGCAAGGUCGAUGUACUGAGACUCGGCAUCAUCCUGGGUGGUGCCCUUCAAUUCGUUCCAGGCCUCCCAUUUGUACUUGCCCUUCAAGUCCAAGAAUCCAGGCUUGGAGGUGUUGUUGUCGCCAACAGUGGCCUGCUUGAACAAGCCGUAUAACUUCAACAAUUCGUCAUCGUUGGGUCUUUUUGGUAAGUCUUUGACUGCUGCAGCCUUUUUCUUCGAAUAAUGCAGAAACCAUUGGUGGGGAUGUGAAACU